GAGGAGAGGGGUGGCGCCACACGUGUGUGUCUCCGUUCGCUGUGCAUGUUCACCAGAGCACACACGGCUCCAUUCACUGACACCCAUUACCGGGCCGGCCACGGGGGACCGACACACACACACAGCCCCCCCACCUCCUCCUCAUUCCACACACUUCCCACUCUCUUCUCUGUCUUCUCCAACUUCUGCCACUCCCUCCCUCCCCUCUCUUCUUCAUUUGUGAGGAGGGAUGGAGGAGACACCUCAGGGAGAAGAGUGAGUGUGCCACCCACCCCAUUGCUUCUAGGUGACCCGCUCCUACAGAGGAGCAACAUCUGUACAACUUGGAGUGAGGGAGGAGAGAGAAAGGAGGAGGAGAGAGAGGAGGACUGCGGGAGAACAGGAACAUGCCAAAGUGAGAGAAAGAGAGGAGAAGAGGAGCGGAGAGGAGAAAACUUUAGAAGGAAACGUGUGAGUAUGAGCGUUCUUCGUACAGGGAGGUUGUGAGUAAUGAGAAGUCAACAUGGAAGCACAGUCCCAUAGCACUACUAUGAGUGAAAAGAAAAAAGUAGAGAAUUCUCUAGUGAAAGGCCAUACUCGGACCGAUGUGAGUGAGAAGGCAGUUGCCUCCAGCACAACUUCCAAUGAGGAUGAAAGUCCCAUUCAGGCCUAUCACAGAGAAAGAAGGAAUGCAAUUACCAUGCAGGCUCAAGGAGGGCAAGGCCUUAGCAAAAUCAGUGAGGAGCCUUCUACAUCUAGCGAGGAAAGGGCCUCAUUAAUAAAGAAAGAAAUCCAUGGAUCUAUAACCCAUCUACCUGAACAUUCUCUUCCAUAUCGGGGAACGCUAUUUGCAAUGGACCCAAGAAAUGGUUACCUUGAUCCACACUAUCGGUGUCUUUCUGUAGACUUCCAACAUUAUCUCCAACAUGAACACUUCCAAGCAGACUGCAUUCAACAUUCCAACAAAAGUUCUGCAUGUGUGUUUUGCUCCAGAACUCCACCUCACCUAUUUCCAGCCUUUCACCCUCCAGUGCCAAUUGACGCAAGACAUCAUGAAGGCCGAUAUCACUAUGAACCUUCCCCUAUCCCUCCACUGCAUGUGCCUUCUGCAUUAGCAAGCAGCCCAACAUAUUCAGAUCUUCCGUUCAUAAGAAUAUCCCCGCACAGAAAUCCUGGGACGACAUCGGACUCACCAUUUAGCCCUCAUCACCCUUAUAUCAAUCCAUAUAUGGACUAUAUCAGAUCAUUACAUAGUAGCCCUUCACUUUCUAUGAUAUCAGCAGCACGUGGACUUAGCCCUACUGAUGUUCCUCAUGCUGGUGUCAGCCCUGCUGAAUAUUACCAACAUAUGGCACUACUCGCAGGACAACGAAGUCCAUAUGCUGACAUUAUUGCUUCACCAACAACUCCAGGUGUUGGAGCCACUGCUCUUCAUAUGGAGUAUCUUCAUGCUAUGGAAAGUUCCAGGUUCCCUAGCCCCAGACUAACAGCACGGCCAAGCCGAAAAAGGACAUUGUCUAUAUCCCCACUCUCAGAUCACAGUUUUGACCUUCAGACCAUGAUACGAACAUCUCCAAACUCUUUAGUUACCAUUCUCAAUAACUCACGAAGCAGCUCCUCAGCUAGUGGCUCUUAUGGACAUUUAUCAGCAAGUGCAUUAAGCCCGGCCUUGAGUUUUACAUACCCACCUACCCCUGUGUCCUUACAGCAGAUGCAUCAGCAUAUUAUAAAUCGGCAACACAGCAUAGGAUCAGCGUUUGGACACAGCCCCCCACUUAUUCAUCCUGCACCUACGUUUCCUACUCAGAGAACUAAUCCUGGCAUUCCCAGUGUUUUAAAUCCUGUCCAAGUCAGCGUGGGUCCAGCAGAAGUUAUACAGAACAAGCCUACCAGUGAGUCAGCUGUGAGUAGUACAGGGGACCCAAUGCACAAUAAACGCUCCAAGAUUAAACCUGAAGAAGAGCUACCAAGCCCAGCUGCUGGAGGCAUGCAAGAUCAGCCAGAUGGAAUGACUCUGAUAAAAGAGGAGGGGGACAAAGAUGAAAGUAAACAAGAGCCUGAAGUAGUCUACGAGACAAACUGCCAUUGGGAAGCCUGCUCCAGAGAGUUUGACACACAAGAACAGCUAGUGCAUCAUAUAAACAAUGAUCAUAUACAUGGUGAAAAGAAGGAGUUUGUAUGUCGCUGGCUGGACUGUUCAAGAGAGCAAAAGCCAUUUAAAGCUCAGUAUAUGCUGGUGGUCCACAUGAGAAGACACACGGGAGAGAAGCCACACAAAUGCACAUUUGAAGGCUGUUCGAAGGCUUACUCCAGAUUAGAAAACUUGAAAACCCACUUGAGAUCUCACACUGGAGAGAAACCUUAUGUAUGUGAGCAUGAAGGCUGCAACAAGGCUUUCUCUAAUGCUUCUGACAGAGCCAAGCACCAAAACCGAACUCAUUCCAAUGAGAAACCAUAUGUAUGUAAAAUUCCUGGCUGCACUAAAAGAUAUACAGAUCCCAGCUCUUUGAGGAAACAUGUAAAGACUGUGCAUGGUCCUGAGGCUCAUGUCACUAAGAAACAGCGUGGUGACAUUCAUCCAAGACCUCCUCCACCAAGAGAGCCAGGGAAUCAUUCACAAUCUCGAUCGCCAGGCCAUUCGUUUCAAGGUACACAUGGAGAGCACAAGGACCUCGGUAACACUACCUCAAAGCAUGAAGAAUGCCUCCAUGUAAAAUCAGUGAAAACUGAAAAACCAAUGACAUCUCAGCCAAGCCCUGGUGGUAAGUCUUCAUGCAGCAGCGAGCAGUCCCCCAUCAGCAACUAUACCAACAGUGGGAUCGAGUUUACUCUGAAUAAUGGAGACAGCUUAGGAGACCUCAGCACCCUGGAUGAUACCCCAAUCAUGGACUCUACCAUUUCCACAGCAACCACAGGACUUGGUUUACAAGGCAGGAGGAUAAUGACAGGAACUAAAUGGAUGGAACAAGUUAAAUUAGAAAGAAUUAAACAGAUUAAUGGUAUACUUCCAAGACUGAACCCUGUACCACCUUCCAAGGCCCCAUCUCUGCCACCUAUCACUGGAAAUGGUUUUCAGCCAAGCAGCAACCUUAGUUUGGGAGACUCAAUGUCCAUUCUUCCUAACAAACAUGAGUUUUCAAGUUCUGAUAUUACAGUAUUGAAUAUGUUGAACAAUAGAAGGGACAGCAAUACAAGUACAAUCAGCUCUGCAUACUUAAGUAGUAGUCGAAGAUCUUCUGGCAUCUCGCCAUGUUUUUCUAGCCGAAGAUCAAGUGAGGCUUCCCAAGCAGAUGGAAGGGUUCAGAAUAUCAGUGUUACAGAUUCAUAUGAUCCCAUCUCUACCGAUGCUUCAAGAAGGUCAAGUGAAGCAAGUCAGUGUGAUGGUCUGCCUAGCCUCCUUAGCUUCACUCCAGCACAGCAAUAUAGGUUAAAAGCCAAAUAUGCUGCUGCUACAGGUGGUCCUCCACCAACACCAUUACCUAACAUGGACAUGAUGAGUCUAAAGACGAGAAUGGCAUUAUUGGGUGACACAAGAGACAGUAGACUAUCUCCUCUUUCUUCAAACAGUGUUCCUAGAAGAUGUAGUGAUGGUGGAGUGAGCACUUUUGGCAGAAGACAUUUAAUUCCCAGCGAGCUACAAGUGAACACUAUGCGUAGGGCAAGUGAUCCUGUAAAAAUGGUUUCCUCCAAUCUGCCUACUGGUAGAGUUCAGCGUUUCAACAGUCUAAACAGCAUCAAUUCCCAUGAUGUGUCUGCAAUUUCUGAUAGGCGUAGCUUGGCUUUGCAAAAUUAUACACGUAGUGUAUAUUCUCCAUGUCCUCCAAGCAUUAGCGAAAAUGUUGCCCUGGAGGCUAUGAUCAUGGAAGCCGAAGGGAAUUUGGAUGAUGAAGACUUCUUACCAGAUGAUAUGGUUCAGUACCUUGAUUCACAAAACCAAAGUUUGUAUGAAAACCCACAGAACACGGAGCCAGACACACCACAAAACAAUGCAGCUUUAUCAAGGAACAAUAAUUAUGACCACUCCCAUAUGACUAAUGGCUUGUUGUAUCAACAAGUCCGCAAUGGAGAGCAGAUUGAUCAAUUAAAUAACAAGAAUGACCUCCCAAUACAGUGGAAUGAAGUUAGCUCAGGCAGUGCAGAUCAGUCCCCAUCUAGAAUGAAAUAUUGGCAGCGUUUUGUUACGCAGCAAAUUCGACCUAUUGGUUUGUUUAAUAAUAUGGGGGUUCAGCAACAAAACAUGUCAAAAAAUGGACAGUCACAGCACAGGGGCUAUCAUAAUGCACAAACUAAUUCUCAAAUGAUACAGAAUAAUUAUAAUCUAUACACUAGUUCCCUGGCUAACAAAGACCAGCAAUAUCCAGUACCCUGCAUCCCAGCAAACAGAGUGCAGAGAUGUGCAAGCAACAGCCAGAUUAACAGUGCACUGCAGAACUUUGUAUCAUCCAUGCACUAUGUUGAGCAGUUAGCUGAUGCAGCUCAAGUGUUACAGAAUCCAAAUCUUCUAAACCAGGAAUAUAUGCAACAACUUGCAACUGAACACAUGAUAUAUGGCAUGAAUUCUUUAGGAGUAAACCGAUCUAAUCAGACAGUCUUGGGUCAAAACAGUCAGAAUGUGGAAGCUGCCCCAAAUUUCACACAAUCAGUUCAACCCAAUGAUAACCAACAAUAUCCACAGUCCAGAAAUCACUUGGCAUGCUUUAGCAGUGGUGGCAACGGCAGGCAAAAUGUGCAAAGAAGUAUAUCAUAUAUUCAAGAUCAAGUCAAUGACAACAGCCAACAAAUUUACAAAAUUAACGGUGUAAAGACAGAAUUGGCACCACAGCAGCACUGUGCAAAUUCACAGAACUACUCAGGUCAGUUGUAUGACCAGGCUACGGGAUACCCUCAGCAGAGAUUGAAAUUAAACUCUCAGUCUAUCCCAGAAGGCAGCUGCUUAAUGGAAGACAAUAAUAAUGCCAGUGCAUCUGAGCUUCUCUCACCAGGAGUUAACCAAGUCACAAGUACAGUGAAUAAUAUUGAUGGCAACAGUUUCGAUGGGGUGCAAAUUGAUUUUGAUGCCAUCAUAGAUGAUGGGGAUCAUGCCAGCCUAAUUUCUGGAGCUCUAAGUCCAAGCAUCUUCCAGAACCUGUCACGUAAUUCAUCACGUCUUACAACUCCCCGAGUGUCUCUUACAUUCCCAACCAUGCCAGUGAGUACCACUAACAUGGCAAUUGGGGACAUGAGUUCUUUGCUAACCUCGCUUGCAGAAGAAAGCAAGUUUCUUGCUGUUAUGCAAUAGACGGGAGGAUUGAAAUGAACUGUACAUGAAUAUGAAAGUAACUCAUUUUAUAUAUAUGUACGUAUUUUAGCAAUUUUUAUCCCAGUUAAAAGGGAUACAUUCCAAGUAUGUUCCAUUAUGGAAUAAUGACUCAAGCCCUAAAGUGUUGUAGGGAGAAAUAGUCUUCCAUUUCAGUUUUGGAUCAGUAUUGACAGCUCAAAACCAUGCAUUUGUUUUUCUUGCUGUAUGGGUCUAUAUGCUUCCCCUUAAAUGUAAAACGAUGUAAUAGUGUGAUGUAUGUGCAUGUUUGACUUUUUUUUUUCAUCUUAAUUCUUUUUAGUUGUUUGCUUUAAUCAUUUAAAUGACUGAUCUUGUUUAAAUGUGUUCUAUUGAAAAACGUAACUUUCCAUUUUAAAUCAGCUUAUUGUGACCAUGCAGUCUCGUUCACCUCUCUAUCGUUUUGCAGAUAAUGCAGUUGUAAUUAUGCAACACUAGAGUGUAAAUAUAUUCAGGCUAGUUUUAGGUUGUGCUAAAGGUAGCAUGCCAAAAAUACAGUACAUAAAAUGUCUUGGUCUAAUAAAUGUAUUGUUAUUAUUUACAUAAUUAAGUGUUUUUUUUUUUUUUUUUGCUUUUUCCAUUUGUCUUGGAAAUAAUAGGAAUAUGCUAAAUAUCUACGCAAAGGCAAUCAUUAUGUCAUGUCAUGUCAAGUUUAAAAAGGCCAGUCAUGACUUAUUUAGUCCCUGUAAAACAUAUAUAUGCCAUAUGGGCCAGACCUAUAGUAACACUGACAUUUUUUUUUCUUAUAACUUGAUGUAAUAAAAGGCAAUCUGUUUGUAGAAAGGGAAAUCUCCACUUGUAUUUUGUUUUUAUAAAUAUUGUUAUUGUUGUGUGCAAAGUGUAUGGUACUCUUGUUUAUGACAUAAUGAUUCAGUACUUGACUUCAUGUAGCACUGCAGACAUAAUUUCCCAGAGGCUUGAUUUUAAUUAUGUUAAGUCUUAAUAUGGUACUCCUUUGCUGUUUAAUUUUUCAUUGUACUAUGUCUGUAGUUUUAUACAUUACAUAUCAGUGUUUUAGUUCUUUAUUGAAAUGUAUGUGCCUUAUUUUAUGUUUAAUCCUUAAACGGGGACCAAGAAUAUUGCCAAACCAUAGCCACCCUUACACAGUUCUCCAAUUCAGUAGAUAUCAUGCCACUUUUACUCAAGUUUGACAACUGUUACCUGUUUUUCACAAUGUUUGUUUUGUUUUGUUUUUAUUUUUUCAGAAUGGCUUUGUAUUGCACAUUCUGUGAGAUUGUAAGAUAGGAUACUUUUGUCACUUUUUUUUUACUUUUUUAUUGUAAUCUUUUUUUUUUUUUAAGUGUAAAUAGCUUAAACUGUGCUAGGGAUAGAAUGACUUUUUAAGGCCGCUAGUCAUAGUACAGACCUAAAACAGAAGUGGAUCAAAUAAUGCCAAGUUUAGGACCAGCCUGAAGGAUCUGUAGCAUACUGUAUACAGUAACUGUACUUUUUGCUCUCAGAGCCACUUAGCUUUUUGUAACAAAAAAUAAAAAUGAUAAAAAAAAUUAUUACUUUAAUAAAAAGAACUUUGUACCUGA
This is a messenger RNA of Rana temporaria (common frog), 6831 nucleotides long. RefSeq names its product GLI family zinc finger 3 (gene GLI3). The record is from RefSeq and is a predicted model, not a curated record. Gene Ontology annotation, cellular component: nucleus. Bases 503 to 5257 code for a protein of 1584 amino acids. NCBI's taxonomy places the organism in Eukaryota, Metazoa, Chordata, Amphibia, Anura, Ranidae. Gene Ontology annotation, molecular function: RNA polymerase II cis-regulatory region sequence-specific DNA binding; DNA-binding transcription factor activity, RNA polymerase II-specific. Gene Ontology annotation, biological process: smoothened signaling pathway; regulation of transcription by RNA polymerase II. The transcript is spliced from 16 exons.